This is a messenger RNA of Arachis duranensis, 825 nucleotides long. RefSeq names its product protein LOL2. Bases 99 to 428 code for a protein of 109 amino acids. NCBI's taxonomy places the organism in Eukaryota, Viridiplantae, Streptophyta, Magnoliopsida, Fabales, Fabaceae. The transcript is spliced from 3 exons. The record is from RefSeq and is a predicted model, not a curated record.
ACCAAAAAGUUUAUGGAGAAAUACCCAACCGGAAUUUGACUACUUCAGAGUCAGCAGCCAUUAGCGGUGGGCGGCAUAGUUUAGGGCUUAGUAUAGCGAUGAUGCAGAUUGAUGAAAUCAAGACACAGCAAGUAGUAGGAGAAGACGACGAUGGCCCGCCACCGGGUUGGCAACCCAUCCAUACGCCACCGCCACAACCGCCUCCACAGUCACAGUCACGGUCACGGUCACCACCUCGAUGUCCAUCCACUGAUCAGGUUGGACAAGUUAAGUGUGGGGGCUGUGCAGUAUUGCUAAUGUACCCAUAUGGUGCUCCACAAGUUAGGUGUUCCUCAUGUCGAUUUGUGACAGAAAUUGGGGCACACAACAAGCGACCUCCAUGGUCUGAACAACAAAGGAAACCAACCCUACCUAAAACUGCUUGUUAGUGAUCAGUUUGUUUGCUCAUUAUAUGGAUGAUCCUUAUGUUGUCACACUUAUUGAUGAGAGGAUUUGGAUAGUUAUACUACUCAGGCUGAAAGGCCUACAGAAAACAGAUGGCUUAUACAAGAGCUAUACGGUUUAAAGUCUUCAAGAGGAUGUUAGAGCUGGCAACCGUGUAUGAGAACGGCAGCAGCAGCAAGUGGAGUAAGGCAUCAAAAUCAGAGCAAAUUAUGUAUAGGGAAAAUUAUAUGUCUUAACCACAUAUUGCACUGAAUAAUCACAGUUUAUGACUUAUCAUACUCACAUCGUAUGGAAUUUGUCUUCUAAACAUUAUAUAUCCGUCAGUUGACUGUAAUGAAAGAUUAAAAUGAAAUAUAUUUACUCUGUUGUUUUUACUACUGA